Messenger RNA from Gossypium arboreum, 774 nucleotides. RefSeq lists its product as uncharacterized. NCBI's taxonomy places the organism in Eukaryota, Viridiplantae, Streptophyta, Magnoliopsida, Malvales, Malvaceae. The record is from RefSeq and is a predicted model, not a curated record. The coding region runs from base 1 to 774 and encodes 257 amino acids. The transcript has 2 exons. Gene Ontology annotation, molecular function: zinc ion binding; nucleic acid binding.
AUGGGGAGGGAGUUCCUCAUUCCGACGAUUAUUUCAUGGAAAGACAAACUUCUGGGGAAUCAUGUUGAUGGCCCUGUUUCAGAUCGUCUUAUGACACCUGAGGGGAAUGACAAUGAUUUUGUCUUACUGGAUGGAGACGUUAAUACCUCCAUCAUUGAUGGGAUCCCUGAUAUCGAAUUUUCAGACAGGAUCAAGGAAAUCUUUUUCAAAGAAAUGGAACUGACGGUUAUCGUCAAACUUUUAGGGAGAAACAUUGGAUACAAUGCCCUUUAUAAUCGUAUUCUUUUUCUUUGGAAACCAGUUCAUUCUAUUCAUCUAAUGGAUAUCACUAACGGGUAUUUUUUAGUGAAAUUUCAGGAUACAGGAGAUUAUAACAAGGCAUUGUCUCAGGGCCCAUGGACAGUUUAUGGCCAGUAUCUAACUGUACAACGCUGGUCUAGAUAUUUUAAUCCUUUGCAACCUUACCCGAGUGUAGUCUUGACUUGGAUUCGCCUGCCAAAUCUACCAGGACACCUGUAUAAAAGGAAGAUUAUCGAGGCUAUUGGAGGCCUCAUUGGGAAAGUUGUCAAGCUGGAUACUCAGACGGAUAACCAGAUCAGAGGGCGAUAUGCAAGACUAGCUGUCUACAUUAACUUGGACAGACCCCUGAUCUCACAAGUUCUAAUUGAUGGCCUUAUUCAACGAGUUGAAUAUGAAGCUCUUCCGACCGUUUGUUUUGAAUGUGGCAAAUAUGGUCAUGUCAAAGAAAUGUGUACCUCAGCUGUGUUGAAUUAG